GGGUAUGGGUGGAAUGGGUAUUGGACUCCGCGAGAAUAAACGGCGGGCAUUUCGCGCUCCAAAUUGGAUGCGCAAUAUGAUUGUAGAAGCCAAUGCUAACGAAAAAACAAAACUUCUAGGGGAAGAUCUACAGGAAUAG
This is a messenger RNA of Parnassius apollo (apollo), 139 nucleotides long. Lineage: Eukaryota; Metazoa; Arthropoda; Insecta; Lepidoptera; Papilionidae. The record is from the annotation of a GenBank genome assembly.